AUGGCGAACUCAAGUGACGAGUCUCUUAUUAUGACUUUACUGGAACAGAUCAGGGCUUUGGAAGAUGAGAGGGAUAAGGCUUUGCAGCUUGUUAGCGACCUCGAGAAGAAAGUGAAAGUAGGCUCAAAGUCAGAAACAGAUUCUCACGGAGUCCAAGGUAUCGACAGUCCGAGCGAGGAGUCUGAGACGAAACUUGAGAAAUUAAAGGAAGAGAACGAAGUUUUAAAAGGAACCGUUGAAUCAAUGGCACAAGCGGUGAUAUUCGAUCUCGAAGAAAUUCGACUCAAUGAAGAGCAACGAAGAUUUAAUUUAAAAGAACUCAUUUGCGAGGAGCAGAAUCAUCAAUCCGAAGAGGCAAGCAAGGACAUGGAUGCUGAUGGUUAUAAGACAAUGUUGGACAUGUGUAAAAAGUAUUAUGGAAAAAUGGUGGCUGAGCUUCAGGACGAGAGAGGCUCUUUACAGCAGAAGGUUGAGAAACAGCAAGCUUUGCUCCUGGAAAAGGACAUGAAAAUUGCAGAACUGGAAUUGAAGCUACAGCAAGGUUCUCGAAAGUAAAAUAUGCUAAUUGCUUGAAAUACAUCUUUGUGAAAACAGGUUAGAUUUUGUAUAUUUUGAUACGCAACACUCAGAGAAACCAAAGUUCAAAUGGGAUUCAUCAUUCGUAAGUUACAUGGAGAUAACUAUGGUUAUAAUGAUGAAAUAAAAUUUAGGGGCUCCUGAUCAAGUUAAUUAAAAGAAUUUGAAAAUCAGACUUGGUUUGAUGCUCCUCUGGUUUAAAGAUUUAAUGAAUGUAACUGAGUAGUUACAAUUCAUAGACCCAUCAUACAGAACCCAUCAAGAGAAUUUUGAAUAGCCACAACAUUUAAGUUGCUCAAAAACCUUUAGGACUUUAGGGUAUAUUUUUGCAAAACCUUAGGAUCCAUUAGGAAAGGACAAUGAACUGACACUAUUUAUUUUAUUUUGUGGAAUGACUGUGAUCACAAGUUUAUCAGACAGACCAAAAAGAGCAUAGAAAGGGGUCUUCUUUUGGGAAAAAAAAUUCAGCUUUGUCAGUGCAUGCAUGCGUUACCAUGGGCAGCUCAAGCUCUAGCUGUGAGAUGAUCUUCUUGUGAAAUAAGAGUCAUUACAAAAUUAUAAGAAUUUGUAUGAGAAUAUUUACAACCACUCUAACAAUUAAAAAAAUAAGUCAAAUUCUCAUUAAAAUACCUCACCUUACUUCUACAGUGCAUUUUCUGUUAUCUGAGCGCUUACUAUGUUGAAAAGAACCCAUUUUAGCUAGCUAUCCAUUUCCCAUUUCAAGCUUUCCUUAUGUAUGUAGUAAACCUUGAAAUGGAUAACUUGCUAAAGUGGGUUCUUUUUAACAUAGUAAGCAGUCAGAUAACAAGCAAUGUAUUGUGAAAGUAAGAUGAGGUAUUUUAUUGAGAAUUUUAUUUAUUUUUUUUAUUCCCUAGAGCUUCAAACUCACAUCUUAAGAAUUUUAUGGUACACAGUAAGGAGAAUUUCUAAUGAGAUCUUAGGCGUGAAAGGGUUAAGAUAAGUCAGUGCUGUGGUUCAUCAAUGUCCUAACCCAGUGGUUCAGAUUUUUUCUUUUCAACAUAUUGGGAGGAAACUUAGUGAUGUCUUUCAUGGUGAUAAUAACUGUAGAAAUAUAAAAAAAAAUGUGAAAUGUUUGCCAUUAUAGUAUGUCAAAGAGAAAUUCUGAUUCCCCUGAGAUUAAUUGAUUUUCAGACCUUUACUGAUGCAUAUGUUUGCAUAUUGGCUCAUUAUUUUCAGUGAACCAAGGAUGUGAAAUAGUGCAUCACUGCUGGGCAUAAGUAAAUGGUAAACUGUCUCUUGUAACUGUAAAACUGCUCAGGAUUGAUCAGGGUUACAGUUCAUUCAAUUAAUGUUUUGACACACAUAAUAAAGAGUCAAAUGACUCAUUCUUAGGAAAGCAAGAAUUUGAAUUAGGAUAUUUCUCAUAUUUCAUAUUUAAUUAUUGACAUUAUCAAGUGAAUGAUUGGGAAAUGCCUUCAUAAAUUAAUAAGCAUUUGUGGCAAAAUGGGUGGUUUGAUAAUUCAAUUGCAAAAAUAAGUGUUGCAAUCAGCUCUACUGCUGAUUGCCAGAAUGUUGCCAAUCACUUGUUAUGUGCAAAGUAAUUGAAAACAGAGUCACAUUUUCUUCUAACAACAAAAUUUACAAUGAAGAAAUAACCCAACUUUUUUUUAUUUUAAGCAUUGCUGUACACAGACAGUUAUUUAAGUUUUCAAUAGUUUUAUCAUGAAUAUUCAUCAAUAUGACAUACAUGUAGGUCAGAAAGAUAUUCCAUGAAUUAAAGUAUAAUGUUUUAAAAUUACAUACAAAUCAUAAGUGUGGUUGAAAUUGUUUAUUUUGUAGUAUUUCCUAGGGUUGAAUUAAAUGCUUUUUGAGAUUUAAAGGUACCAGAUUAAAACCGAUCAAACUUUUGCUGUUGACCCUUAAACUCCCAUGAGUGACCAUGAGAGAUUUUCUCUUUACAAUAUCAAUACGAUAUCAAGCAAAAAAGUGAUGAGAAUAAAGAAAAAUAUCAAUUGGGAGAUUAUUAGUUGAUCUAAUACUAUAUUUCCUGAACUAGCAUCUUAAUAGCGGAGCUCGCAGAGUGUAGCCCCAUAAUUCUACAAAAUAGUAGUAACCCAUCAAGCUGAAAAAAUCUGGAUGUACGACCGUACGACCGUACAAGGUGCUACUUUUAACAUGCGUGGUCAACUGUACCGCGGGCACGCCAACGCCACGGCUUUGUCCAGUGGUCAGUGCACUGGGCUCCGAGUCGGACGACCCGGGUUCUAGUCCUGGCCGGGGCAAGGCGUUGUGCCUUUGAGACGUGCGGGAAAAAAAUGCGAAUUCCGCUUUUAGGCUUGGCUAAAUUUAUAUAUUAAUUGUAUGGCAGACAAUAAAAAAGAAUUACUAAUGAGAUUUUGGGGAGUGAAAGGGUUAAAGUGAUGUUACUUCUUUUCAGCUGGAAAAUGCAUUUACUUUCUGCAUACACAUCACUUGUUUGCUUAAUUUUGCCAACUGAAACCACGUAGAGAGAAGAAAGAAAAGAGGAGAAAUGAAGAGUUAAAUAGCAAAGUUGAGCAAAGUGAAAUUCAUAGUAAAACAGUAAAGGUUUUGAAAUUCUGUGUCAGUCUACAAAAAAAUAUUUUGCAGCUUUUAAUUAUUUCAAAACUUCACUAUUUUAAAUGGAAGUCUCUUCAAAUGACUGAAAGACUCAUUCUUCAAAUUAGUUUUGCUCGACAUUCAAAACACAUUCAAGACCGUUGAAGCACAGGCAACCCAAGCUUCAGCUGUGAGAUGAUCAUCUUGCGAAAUAACUGUCAUGAUGGAAUUAUAGGAGUCUGUAUGGAAAUAUUUACGACCGCGCUAAGGAAUUAAAACAUACGUCAAAUUCUCAAUAAAAAUACCUCACCUUAUUUCCAGUGUAUCACUUGUUAUCUGACCGCUUACUUUGAUGAAAAGAACCCAUUUUAGCGAGUUAUCCAUUUCCAUUAAUCAUCUUACAGCUGGAGCUUGGGCUGCCUGUGGUUGAAGUUGUCAUGCAGAAGUUGGUAAUUUUUAUAUAAAAAAAAAAAGGUACGUGCAGUGAGUUCUUUGUCUCAUACCUACAAACUUUAUUUAAUUCUGCCCAAGGGAUUUUUCAGAAUUAAUUUACAAUGUGUAUAUAUAAUAUAAAAGACUAAUGAUAUAAAAUAAUAACUUACUUGUACUUGAUAUAGAAAUAACUUAAAAUUACUACUACUAAAUGAACAAUCAUAAAAACUAACACUAUUAAAUAUUCUAUAGUUAUAAGUUGAGAGACCGGUAUCCUAUUUCUUCGCUAAUUUAGCCUUUGAUCUUAGUGAUCGAGCAGUUCUAGUGUUGUUACUGAGACUAUUCCACGCUUUUGCUACCUUAUAAAAGAAACCACGCUGGGCAGCCGUUGUCCGGCAUUUUGGCAAAUUUAGAUCUUCACUGUUGCGGAGAUUGUAAACGUGCGAUGUUGAGCGCUUCUCUAUUUUACAGCUGAUAUAUGCUGGCACUAAAUUGUUAACACAUUUAUACAUCAUUGUCACGUCAAGCAAUCGAAGUUGCUCCUCUAUAGCUAGCCAGCUAAGAGCAUUCAAGGCCGGUGUAAUAUGAUCAGGAAAUACGCAGAACAGUAGAAUAAUUUACUAAACACAAUAGAGUUAAUCAUUAUAUACAGAACUUCUUUGGAGAACAGGUGGCGAACCCUACUUAUUUUACAUAAACUAGUUUGCAAAGAUGACGAUAACAAUGAGAUAUGAUUAUUGAAUGCUAAGCCAGAGUCCAGGGUAACACCUAGGUCUUUGGCGGACGAGACAGGACAUAGUUGUUGUCCAAGAAAGGGUACAGUGACGUCAGGUAACUUUGAUGCAAGUUGCAGUGUUCCAAGGAGCACAAGUUUAGUUUUAUCCGGGUUUAUAAGCUAGUGAUUUGUUGUUAUUUGCCUGCUAUCCAUCGCUCUAAGGAUGUCGUCCGUUACUUGUAAGCUCAGCGUUUCCGUUGAUUGCAGAGAUCGGUUUCCACUUUGAUGUGUCGUCAAUCGGUUAUGCAAUGUCAAGUAGUCAUUGAGCUGACGUAGUUAGUCUCAAAUAUAAGAUUUUCAUUGCCUUUUAUCCACUAUCACAGCAAGCUUAAUCUUGGCAGACUAAAGUAGGUUGUCCAUCUACCGCUCCUACUAUUUUAUUGCGACACAGAUUUUAAUAUCACAAAUUAGACAACAACCCACAUAUAGCAUGGGCUAAUCCUGGCAAAUAUUAAUAAUGCAUGCAUUUUGAGUAUCAGUAAGCUAAAACUGCAAUUUCGAUGCAAUUACAUACUUAUAGACAACACGAAAAGGUAAAACAGGCAAUAUCGAAAUUUGUCCAUUUAAAAAAUAGCUGUAUUCUGGGUUUACUGCCACCCUACAUUUCACACCUCCGGUAUACUGUUCCGCACAAUUUGUAACUAAAUUUAUGUAACUUUAGCUUGAUACCCACCUCUUUUUCAAGAAUUUUUCACUGAGGCAAGCAUGUUGCAUGGAAACCACCUCAACUCCUUUCACGUCUAUAAAAACUCGCUCUUGAUAUUCCCUAGCCAAUCAGGUUGUAGGAAUUCUCGUGGCUACGCUUAAUUGAAGGUGACCAGGUACUUUUAACUUACCCCUCCCCAUCUUUACCUAUGACUAGCACAUGCGGCUUGGUUAAAACCAAUUAAAUCAUUUCUCAGGGGGGGCCGUUCAUUUGACAAGCAAUGACAAAUGAAGUACAAAUAUUGAUAGAGUUUGCGCAUGAUAUGUAUAAUAGUGACCCAGAGAAGUUUAAUCAGUUUCGUCUUCGUUGAAUCACACUGCUUCAAACAAAAAACCACUUAUAGGAUAUUCUACUUUGAAAAGGAAGCCACAUCCAGCUCUAUUACAAACAAAAGACUUAUCCUGAUCGAGGUACAUGAUAUUCACUCGUGUCAACUUUUUAGGCGUUUUAAAAUUGCUGAACGUUCCAAUUUUUUCUCAUGGCCAAGUUCAAAUUAGCUGUUUAUGUUGUGAGUAUUAGUCUUCUUAACCAUACAAUUAGAUAUAUGCAUUCUUUAAAAGGAUACAUGAUCUUAGUUUUGUUUCAAAACGCCACUCAGAUUUGAGGGAUAUCUCUAAAAAUGGAUUAACCCUCAAACUGAGCAUUAAUCAAUUAUGCAAUUAAGCUUUCACCGCACAGAGUUUGAAGACUUUUCCAUAGAGGUCUGUUUUUUCUUUAACAGCCCGAUUCAAAUUUGAAAUUUGAAAGAGAAUCUCUUUUACUAGCACUAACCAGUGAUUAAAAAAACACAAUUAUUUUUUAAGCUGAGUUAAACGUGACAAUUAGGCCUAGGCUAAAGAGUUUUAGAAAUAUAUAUGAGAAAUUGAUAGUUGAAAACGUUUCAUGAGCCUUUUCAUGAUGGAAUUAUAAGAAACUUCACUUAUGCUAAAGCAUUUUAAUCCAACAAUUUGGGAUUAGUCCGAUUCGAUUGUUAGAGUUGUAUUUAUUUGUAUGUGUACGGGCUCUUACACUACUAUGAUGGACAGUUUUUCCGCACGUUGUUGGACGAUAUUAUGUUGCGUUAGUUACCCAACAGAUUCUGUUAGGAAUUUUGUAUGUGUAAGCUGAGCUUGUUCUUCUUCAGCUUAUUUCAGCUUUUUUCAAUUUAUAAAAAAAUUUUAUGCUAGGAAUACGAAAAGGAAUUUAACCAUGAUGAUAGAUUGAUACAGAAUUUCUAUAUUAUUGCGGCUCGUUUACUUGUUUGAAAAUAGAGAAAAAAAAUAUUGUCUAGACGACUAAGUUUCAACAGCAAAGAUGCAAAUACGAGGGACACAUUAAGAUCAAUAUACUUUUGCUUUCUUGUUCCAGGAAAAAAAAUUCCGUCAAACACACACAGCUUUGAAAGACAUAUUAGAUAAAGACAAAAUGAAAACUCACAAUUUAGAAAGAGGACAGAAUUUUUUUUAUUAUGAAUAUGGAGAUUAGCUUGCACGUUAAACCUGAAGGCUUUAAUUUCAACCAUUGUAUAUAUUUUUUUUAAUUAGACUAAAUAAUAUUCCUAUUUUUUAAAACUAAAUUGGCCUUUAGCUCUCUCUUUUGUUUUCAUCAACGGAAACGGAGCCAAGUAGUAGUCGCCUUGAGGCACUCUUAAUUGUUUGGUUUCUUUAUCUUUUUAAACAAAAUCGUUUCGACACUAGCCCUUAUUUUGGUGAGGUUCCUCUCGCUUGGUUUGAAAGAAUUAGGUGUAAAACACAGUUUUAAAGGCCCAAACUCUUUUGAAGUAUCGCGUAAUUAAGGUGGAUCUACCUUGCACAAAACAAGAGGAAAGAAUGGUUUUUUCAUAUGCUAAUCAGAAAAAUAAGUUCGUUCAAGAGUCACGGGUAGCUAAAUAAAGGGUGCUAACAGAACUCGCCAUGACGUUAUGGUGUAAGGUUUUACUGUAUCUAGUUUGGCAAUUUAUGAUUUCGAUCAGUAACUCAAAUAAUGUGAUGGCGCACCUUCAUCAGAGGGGCACUAAGUUCGUUCAAAAGUCCAGGGCAUUUUUAAAAUGCUAAAUGAAGUAAGUUUUAAAGAACCUGCCUUAUCAUUGUGGUUCACAGUGUCACAAUGUCAUGAUUGGCAAUCAGUUGUGAUUUCGAGCAGAAACUUAACUUAAAUAUUGUAUACCUUCUUUAGAGAGGCUUUGAAUCAAUUUAAUGAGGAACGGUAUUUAUUAUUAUUUGUUGUGAUCCAUAACCCCUGGCUAACAUGCAUGAUUUCUUCGUGAUAUAAAUACUUGAUUUUUUUCACUUGCUUCCCUAUUUUUCACUCUUAAACGAAUUACUGAAUUCAUCUUUAUGCUUUCGUCUCCGAUGAAAUUUACACUUACAUUAUUCAAUUCCUGCGCAUUUUUUUUCAGUAAGAGAAUUUUUUUUUUUCCUUUUUGAGUGACAAUUUCGCAACGCAGUUUUCCUAUUUUGGUAAUCACUCUUCACUCUUGCGAUUACAUAAUAUUUUUCACCUUUGGAAUUGAAAAACCGUAAAAUGCGAUUACCUAAGAUUCCUAAAGGCCUUUAAAGUGUCUUCUGACCGAAACGAAACGUGGCGUCAGAUGGAGCUGUAACCUACGUUUUAAAAACGUAUUUCAUUGAUAAAAUUGAUAUGCGCGUACUUUGAUUUUAUGACCACCCCCUUUUGAAUUUACACAAGCGAUUUUCAUAAAUAGUUUUGUAUGUUGGUCCUAAUCGUUUUAUUUCUGUCGAACCCAAGUCUUAAACGAGAAAAGUUUAGAUUUUUCUUAAGUCUGUUAAAAGCGCGUUGAAGAUUAUUAUCUUUGAAACGAAAAAAAUAUAUAUAUUCUUUAUUGGGGAACCCCAAAGGGUGAGAGAAAAAAAGCGAGAAUAUUUGUUGGAAGCCUAGGAUAGCGAUUGAAAAUGAAAAAAUCGAAAAACUUCAGGGGAAAUUCCUCAAGAUAGACAGACUAUGUUAGAAUUAAAACUAGUGUUUUUCCAUGCUAUUGGUGAAUAAUAUUUAACAACUACUCAACUCAGUGUAAGUGGCUAAUGGAGUAUUUCCCGAGCCGACACUGAAUAGAAUAGUUGAAUAGUUGUUAAAGUAUAUAUACUAAAACAGUGAGAUAAUAAUUCGAUUUUAACACAUUUAUUCCUGCAACGAUUACAAUAUUUUCGGGCGUAAAUCCCGCGCGAAUUGCUCGGAGGUGAAUAAAUAAGGCUAUUCGAUAAAGAUAUUCAGAGUUUGAGCCGAUCACAGCAUGUGUUCAACACUACUCACUGUUUCAGUAUAAAAUAAUUCUUGUUAUCUUGAUCCUUGUGAUUUCACUAUUACAGCUAUAUUGCUUAAAAUAUUUUCCUAUGUUCUAUCCUGUAAUGAAUGAAUAAAACCUUCAAAAAUAAUUUUAUCCUCCCAUAAUUGUUUACAUCGCCUGUUAUCGGAAACUUUGGAAAAAUUGCAGGACUAUUAAGUUAAUCACUUUGAUAUUUUCAGCUAUCUUUAGAAAACUAUCUUUUCAAAUACCCAUUCAAGUAACUGGUUAUUAUUUUGAGCUAGUGUAGUACCAACGUGUAAUAAUAUUUAGAAACCGAAAUGCAGAGGUAAAAAAAAGUACUCAUUGAAAAACGUCUUUUGAUCCACACUGCUUCGGCCUGAGUCGAGCCAAAACUCUUUACAAAGUUUUAUAAGCCCACAGUGAAAUCGUACUCUGCAGUUUAAGAUCCUCACCAAAACAUUCAAAGGAACUCGCUUUGUCAUGUAAAUUGUUUGCUUUUUUGAAAAAAAAAUUUAAUUUGUCAUUUUUUUUUCAACAUUUAGAACCUUGAUUCAUCAAAACCCGUUCAUCAAAACCAUAUUUCUCCUGUUGUUACUCGCCCGUACUUUUUCAGUGUUACUUCAUCUUAUUAUGAGUCAAAUUGUUUAUAUUAUCUUGUUUUAAUGUGAAAUAAGAAUGCAAAUUCUUGUUCGGACAAUUUGUUCGCAUUGUUAUGUUUUUUAAGCUUGGUGUAAAUAGAAGUCGUCUUUUGUGCUCUUUCUGGGACCUAUGCAUAUUGGAGGUACAUUGCACAAAGCCGUUCUAUAGAACACUACACUAAGAUGGUGAAAGAUAUUUGAUUUCGAUAAUUUUGUCUUAUCAAAGCGCCAUAAAGUUCUAAUAAAAAUAAUGAUAUUGCCCUAUCUACUGAUGUCCGUAUUGUUCAAGGAACAAAGUAGAUUUCUUUUGAAAUGCUACUAACAGAAACCUAAGUUUCCGCUCUCAUUAGUGGCAAGUUUACACCUUGUCAUCACAUGUCGUUAUUGAGAUAACCUUUUGCUGUCUUUCUUUUGGAAAAUAGCUUUAGACAAAGAAAACACCUGUUCCUACCACUUUUGGUUUAUUUGUACGAGUUAUAAUCCGAUUUCUGGAAGGGUUUAGUUUUUUUUAUAUCCGAAAUGUUGCUAUAUCAUUGCGGUUAGGGGAACUUUGACAAAAAAAAAUUUUAAAUUUUGUUUCAAGAAUUUUCUCUCUAAAAUAUUCUGGAGAUUUUUGGAAAGGAGGUCUCUACCGUCUUCGUACUAAGCACUAUUUACACUUUUACAAGCUAUUGUUGUAUAAACAAAUUAACCAUAUUUUUUCUAGAAACUUUGAGAGUAAAUAAGUAUCGAUGUUACUCGGUAAAUUGCAAUUUAUUUAUUUCAAACUUAUUUUAAUUCGACCAGAUCUUGACUACAGUGGAAUAGAAAGUGCAAUUGAUAGUCGUUUCGAUAGAAAAAAAAAACUCGAAGCUAAACAUUUUCACACAGACAUCGCACAGGUGUAGAUGGUAUGAUAAGUACUCGUCUGUCUAUGAUGGACACGUUUCCGGCUAACAGAUAAGCCCAAAUUACUUUAAAAGAGCUGAGGGUAAUUCUACCCAAGCACUUCAGCCUGAGUUUCAAACAGAAAAGUUCUCUUUAAGUAGUUGCCGUAAGUAUCAAUUGAUGUUGUGCCAGUUUCAUACUUGUGCAGUAUGCGAAGGUUGUGGUAAAACAGAGAGCCUCACCCUUCGUCCUUCGUCGACUUUGUCCUGCUAAUGAAACUUAGCUGCUUUUUUGCUUUCCUCUGUGCUAGCAGAAACAACAUCAUGAAAGUCUUGAUUUGUCUUACCUUGGUGGCUCUUCUUUGUUGCACUGUAGAAGGUAAGCUCUUAAGUUACUAUAUUUGGAAAGUAAAGUUUUCUUAUUCCGACAGAGGGUCUCAAUUGAAGGGUACGGAUCUUGAGCGGUCGAUGGUUGAUCACCCCACAGAACUUAAGUCGGCAAAUUUAGCUUUAUUUCUCACAAAAUGUCUCAUUUUUUAAAUAAUCAAAAGCGCCAAUGCUCGUCUAAUUUCAAGUUAAAGUGAAAUCUUAGUCACACUUUGCACAAGCACUACAGAAUAUUUUGCCAGUUUCCUGCCCUCACUCCGACCAAGAUGGAAUGAAGUUACCAUUCCAUGGAAAACAUGAUAGAGAGAAGCCUAGCCGAUGAGGUUGGUUUUGCCAACUAAACUUUUCUGAUAUGAGCAUUUGUAUACAGGUAAGAAAAGAAAAAAAGUUACAAGGACACAACAGCAGGAGGGAGAACCGUGCAGUCUUUCGUCUGGCAUUCCUUGGGGAGACUGUUUUCAAGCAGUAAACUGUCCUUCUUCACCUUCACUCAACUGUGCAGAUGGCCUGAGAUGCUGCAGACCUCCUAAAGAAGAUAGCAGGUACAUUUACAACUUCUUUAAGGGAAUUUUUACCACACCAGGGCCACCUAUAAACCCCGGCUAAAUCACCCUUCUGUAGCAAGUGUUUAUGAGCGUUAAAAUAAAAAAAAUCGGUCAGUCCUCCUUGCCACGUAACACUUGUCGAUAAGAGGGUCUUUGCGUCUUGAUUGAGGAUUGUUGAUAGGGACUAAGACAGCAACGGCAACAAGAAUGUUUGGAAAUAAAAGAUUUUCAUGAUUGGAACAAUGCACAGUUUGCAUUACUCGGCCAUCCUUUCCGAAAAAAAAAAACGUAAAAUCACCAUUUUUUUUUUUUAAUCUGAAAACAGCACUUGCGAAUGCAAAUAGUGCACGUGUCUACUAUAAACUUAAUAUUGCAUUCACAUUUUACGGUUACUUAGGGGAGAUCUGGCGUCGUGAGAGAAGAUAAACACAGGGAAUUGCUGACAAAAUUCACUGGAAAAGCGAAAGUUUAUUCUAAGGGAACUUUCAGUGCUUGGCUUUGCCUUCGGAACAUCCUGAUCUCCCAUCUGAUCUUACUGAACUAAAAAACUUCUUGUUACUCUUUCUUUAAAUCUCAGUGAGGAAGACACCAAUGCAAGUGAGGGAGAUACAGCGUAUGACAAAUUCCUGAUGGACAUGAAAAAAUAUUAUCCCUAGAAGAGCCAGACCGUUUCAUGCCGUCGUUUAUUAUGAACAUGACAAAUAUAAAGUUGUAUGAGGGUUUCAACUAAAAAAUUUUUUUGUAGUGUUCAUUCAUGUUCAAACUUCAUUAAAAUUGUAAACGUAAC
Messenger RNA from Pocillopora meandrina, 11494 nucleotides. Lineage: Eukaryota; Metazoa; Cnidaria; Anthozoa; Scleractinia; Pocilloporidae. The record is from the annotation of a GenBank genome assembly.